AUGGCAUCUGCAAUCCCUUUCUCUGUUCAUAUAAAGGAUUUGGUCCCUAAAAUAUUGCACCGAACUAAUUAUUUGAAAUUAACUCACUUACUUCAAUCGGUGUUGGAGAUGUAUGAUCUCAUUGGCCAUAUUGAUGGUUUUAAUGUGACACCUUUACAAUUUCUGUCUGUUACUGAGGGUUCAUCAUCUGUUCAGCAAAUUAAUCCUGAAUAUGCAAAGUGGUGUAAGGUUGACCGUCUUAUUAUUACUUGGAUUCAUGCUACUAUACAUUCUGAUCUCAUUCCUUUACUCUAUGAUUGCCCUACUGGUGCUGAUGCUUGGUCUAGGCUUAAAAUACAUUUUCUUCAUCAGUCUACUGCCCGUGAGAUGCAGUACAAACAUAGUCUUCAGACAUUUAAAAAAGGAGACCUAUCUAUUGAUUCAUACAUGGCAAAGAUACGUGAAUUUGCUGAUUGCCUUCAUUCUAUCGGUUGUGGUGUGGAUGACCCUGAAUUGGUACGUUGUGCUUUGAAUGGUCUUCCUGUCUCUUAUGAAUCAUUUAUUGUCAUGGCUUCCUAUAUGCACCCUCCUCCGACUUUUGCAGAGCUCUCAUUUUCUGAUGUUACUUCAUCUUCUCCUGUUGGUCCAUCUUCUGGCCGAGGUAACUUUGGUCGUUCUAGAAACUAUCGUGGGCAAUCUUAUCGUGGUCGUGGCUCUGGUCGACGAGGUCGUGGUUCUCCUUUUCAGCUGUCUUAUGGAGGUCAUUAUCAGCAUAAUGUUCGGCAUCAGUCCACAGUUCCUCAUGGAUAUGAUAAGGGUGUUCUUGGUGCUUCCCCUAUUCAGCUGCCUCCAUUUGCUAUGUCGAACCCGACUACUCCUAUGGUUACUUGUCAGAUUUGUAGUAUGACUGGCCAUACAACUAUCUCUUGCCCGCAGCGUCAUAAUUAUUCAUUUGCUCCCACCACAGCUCAAGCACACUUGGCAUCAUUGUCUCUCCAUUCCUCGACUGACGGGAAUUGGUACUUGGAUUCGGGAGAGACCUCACACAUGUCUUUUGACCAAGGUAAUAUUUCUUCUCCUACUCCUACUUUCAAUAAUUCUAUACUUGUUGGCAAUGGUGAAUCAGUUCCUAUUCAUUCUAUUGGUUCUUCCUCCUUGUCCACUUUGUCGCAUACUUUUUUCUUGCCCUCUGUCUUAUGUGUUCCACUUCUUCGUAAAAAGUUACUUUCUGUUCGUCAAUUUAUCAAAGAUAAUAUUUGCUCAAUUGAAUUUUUUCCUAGGGGUUUUGUUGUGAAGGAUUUGCAGACGGGGAAAAUCCUCCACAAAUGCCAUAGUGACGGGCCUCUCUAUCCAUUUUUUCAACUUGCUCCCUGCUCGUCUUCCUCUUCAUCAGAAGCCCCCGCUGUCUCCUUGGUUCCUGCAUCAGAUUGGCAUGCUCGUCUUGGUCAUCCAGGAUCACCAGUCCUUGCGUCACUUAGUUCCAAUCACAAAGGACGAUGUCUCCGUCUUGAUAUUCAACGUGUUUAUACAAGUCGAUUUGUUCGCUUUGUCGAACAUCGCUUUCCCUAUGCCACUCCACAUCUUCGUCCUUCUUUCCUUAAUUUUUCUUCCUCUACUUGUCAUACCCCAUUGCCUCAGCCCUCCCGCGUUGUAUCACCUACUACAGUACACUCUAAUUCUCCCUCUUAUGAUGUUCUUGCUCCUCCUACAUCUCAAGUUUUGCUUGACCAUUCUUCUAUUGCUCCUCAGAGUUCUUCCGCAUUGCCUUCGUCUAGUUCCACACCAUCUAUACCUAUAUCUCCUGAUCAUUCUACAUCAAUUCCCUCCGUGCCUCCUACUUCACCAUUGCCACCUCCUUCUCAUCCUAUGGUUACCAUGUCAAAAGUUGGUGUUGUCAAACCCAAUCAAAAGUAUGCUUUACUUGCUCAGUCUCUAUCUGAAUUACCUGUUGAGCCAUCUUGUUAUAGUUCUGCGGUUAAGGAUUCUCGUUGGCGUACUACUAUGGAUGAUGAGUUUAAUGCUCUUCUAGCUAAUCAUACAUGGUCUCUUAUUCCCCGCCCUCCAAAUAUCAAUGUAGUUGGUUGUAAAUGGGUAUAUCGGGUUAAGCAAAAAUCUGAUGGAUCUCUUGAUCGUUGUAAGGUAUGUUUAGUAGCUAAGGGAUAUACACAGUCUUAUGGUGUGGACUAUGGUGAGACAUUCAGUCCGGUGGUUCGUCCUGCUACUAUUAGACUAGUUCUUUCUAUUGCCUUAUCUCGUGGAUGGCAUAUUCGUCAAUUUGAUGUUAAAAAUGCAUUUCUUAACAGUUUACUAACUGAUACUGUUUAUAUGGAGCAACCACAUGGCUUUCAGGAUUCUCACUAUCCCCAUCAUGUUUGUAAGCUUCAUAAGGCUCUCUAUGGUCUUAAGCAGGCUCCCCGGGCUUGGUUUGCUCGAUUUGGCCACUUUCUUAUCUCUCAUGGAUUUUCUAACAGUCGAGCCGAUAGCUCCUUAUUUGUUUAUAAAUCUGGAGAACGAUAUUUAUAUCUUCUCCUUUAUGUGGAUGAUAUUAUCCUUAUAGGGUCAGAUUCUUCGUUGUUAUCAUGGUUUUCUGACAUGCUACAUGUUGAGUUUUCUAUUAACGAUCUUGGAGAUCUUUAUUUUUUUCUUGGAGUUCGUGUUUCUCGCACUUCCGCAUGUCUUCAUCUUUCUCAGGCUAAGUAUGCUCGGGAUAUUCUUGAUAGAGCUGGUCUUAUUGGUUGCAAGCCAGUUGCUACUCCAGUAUCUUCUUCUACUUCUUUGGACUCUUCACUCUCUUCUGCAGUUGACAACUCCCUUUAUCGCAAUUUGGUUGGUGCUUUGCAAUAUCUAACAUUAACGCGACCAAAUAUUUGUUAUGCUAUUAAUAGUGCCAGUCAACAUAUACAGUCCCCUCAGUCUCAUCAUUUUUCAGAAGUCAAACGCAUUUUAAGGUAUGUUGCUGGUACAUUGCAUCACUGUCUUCUGCUACGUCCUUCGAAUUCUAUCUCAUUAACUGCUUACUCUGAUGCUGAUUGGGCUGGUUGUCCUGAUACUCGACGCUCUGCCUCUAUUUCUCUUUUAUUUUUUGGUAAUAAUCUAAUCUCUUGGUCUUCUAAGAAGCAACACACCGUGUCUCGCUCUAGCACAGAGGUUGAAUAUCGUGCCAUGGCACACACUGUUGCUGAUAUUCUUUGGGUUCAGGAAUUAUUGCGUGAUCUUCAUAUUUAUCUUCCAGAUCCUCCUCUUGUUUAUUGUGACAAUAUUAGUGCAUUAUACCUGACUGUGAAUCCUAUCUACCACUCACGGACAAAGCAUUUAGCUGUUGAUUUCCAUUUUGUUCGUGAACGGGUUGCUUCUGGUUCUAUUUUGGUGCGCUAUUUACCAACCUAUCAACAACUUGCUGAUAUUCUUACUAAAGGUCUUGUUUCCCAGAAGUUUAAACAUCUUAGAGACAAUCUCUACAUGCAUCCAUGUGUCGAUUGA
Messenger RNA from Nicotiana attenuata, 3459 nucleotides. RefSeq lists its product as uncharacterized. The transcript has 3 exons. The coding region runs from base 1 to 3459 and encodes 1152 amino acids. The record is from RefSeq and is a predicted model, not a curated record. NCBI's taxonomy places the organism in Eukaryota, Viridiplantae, Streptophyta, Magnoliopsida, Solanales, Solanaceae.